AUGGAUGAUUCUUAUAUCAUAGCAAAUUUUUAUGACUUGUGUCGACUAUGUUUGGUUAAAAGUGGACUUACACUGUCGAUUUUUGGCAAUACUCCUGACGAUGAAGAUAACAAAUCACUAAACUCGAAAAUCUCAGAAUGCUUGGAUCUUCAGUUGGAUCCCAAUGAUGGCCUUCCUACAAGAAUUUGCUAUAAAUGUUUAUUUAAAGUUGACACAUGCUCUAAGUUUAAAUCAUUGUGUUUAGAAAGUGAAGUCAGAUUAAAACAUAUAACUAAUCAAGUUAAUGAACUCAAUACCUCAAAUUCAUCUGAAUUUAACUAUGUGAAUGCAGAGCAUAAGCAACAGACUGAAAAUUAUAUUGUAGAAGAUAGUGUUGUAAUGGUAGUGGAUCCAAGUCUUGACUAUGAUUCUUCUGAGGAAUCAGAAAAUGUUGAACAAGGAGAAACAGAUGUUGUAGAACAAGACAACAUCCCAGAGGUGGAACACGUUCAAGAAUCUUACUUUAAAAAUGUUUCAAUGUGUCAGUAUUGUGAUCAAGCAUUUAUAUCCCGAGAAAAAUGCAAGGAUCAUGAAGAAAACUUUCAUGACCCUAACCGCCCCUAUAAGUGUAUAGAGUGUAGUAUAGUUUUUGCAGAAAGAAACUUGUUUGUUGGCCACAUUAAAACUGUUCAUGGAAGUGAUAAGCCAUAUAAUUGCCCAGAAUGUGAUAAAUGCUUUGGCCGCCGCUCUGAUUUGAGAAAACAUUCAAUUGUCCAUACUGGUAUUAGGCCAUAUCAGUGUCAAUACUGUUUAAAAAGUUUUUCUCGUAAUACAAACUUGAGCAAACACUUGAGAAUUCAUGCAGGUCAUAAACCUCAUGUAUGUCCAAAGUGUCCUCGAAGUUUUGUGGCAAAAGGAGAUUUACAGCGACAUAUUUUAAUUCACUCUGGAACAAAACCCUAUGCCUGCCAGAACUGUCCAUUAACUUUCGGUAGAAAAGAUAAACUAGUAAAACAUGAACUAAGACAUGUAGGAGUAACAUCAUCUCAUGGGAAUGAAGAAAAUAAUGAUAUGGUGGUUAGUGUAAAUCCAUAUAGCAAUUUGAUGUCUUCCCCAAACGAACAUUUGAAUUCUAAUGACUUUGAGCUUCCUAGAGUUCCUGAUCAUAUUGCUGGAGAAGGCAGUUUUUCAAAUCAUUUACAAAAGGCUCCAUCAAUGUCUAACAAACAAUUCCAAAGUUCACCUACUAAACAAAAGUCUUCUAAUAGUAAAAAUAAGCCUAAAAAUAUAAAAUGUCAUCAAUGCCCUAAAAGGUUUUCUUCUCUUGAUGCCUACAAGACUCAUGUAUCUAUCUCACACAUUGGAUCACGAGUUUUCCAAUAUUUUCCAAUGGAAGAAAAUAAUAUGUAUGAUCUAGAGACAUGA
This is a messenger RNA of Pieris macdunnoughi, 1404 nucleotides long. The record is from the annotation of a GenBank genome assembly. NCBI's taxonomy places the organism in Eukaryota, Metazoa, Arthropoda, Insecta, Lepidoptera, Pieridae.